Messenger RNA from Chenopodium quinoa (quinoa), 2073 nucleotides. RefSeq lists its product as uncharacterized. The record is from RefSeq and is a predicted model, not a curated record. Gene Ontology annotation, molecular function: RNA-DNA hybrid ribonuclease activity; nucleic acid binding. Bases 1 to 2073 code for a protein of 690 amino acids. Lineage: Eukaryota; Viridiplantae; Streptophyta; Magnoliopsida; Caryophyllales; Amaranthaceae. Gene Ontology annotation, biological process: DNA integration. The transcript has a single exon.
AUGGCAUUCGUUACAAGUGUCGGGGUUUACAAUUAUAAAAUGAUGUCCUUCGGCCUGAAAAAUGCUGGAGCGACAUAUCAGAGGCUGGUGGACCAAGUGUUCGCUGAGCAGAAGGGCCGCAACAUGGAAGUCUAUGUUGACGAUUCCAUCGUCAAGAGCAAAGAGGCGAAAGACCAUGUCGUGGACCUAGCCAAAACGUUCGCCAGUCUGAGAAAGCACCAAAUGAAGCUGAAUCCGAAGAAAUGUGUCUUCGGCGUGAGGUCAGGAAAAUUCCUAGGCUUCAUGGUCAGCAAGAGGGGGAUUGAUGCCAAUCCUGCCAAAUUUCAAGCAGCUCUUGAUCUUCCCGGGUCGAAGACAAAAAGAUACAUUCAGCGUCUCACAGGGAGGAUGGAUGCCCUUUCCAGGUUCAUCUCAAAGGCCUCGGAUAAGGGGUUACCCUUCUUUAAAGCGCUGAAAUUGCCAAAAUCUAAAGAGCUCAUAUGGGAAGAAGAGCAAAAAAUAGCCUUCCAACAGCUCCGAGAACACCUGGCAAAUUUCCCAACGCUGGCAAGACCAGCCGAAGGAGAAAUCUUGUACUUAUACGUGGUAGUUAGCCCUGCUACAGUGAGUGCGGUGCUGCUGAGGGAAGAAGAAAAGGUUCAGCAACCGAUCUACUUCGUCAGUCAUACUUUGACUGAUGCCGAAAUGCGCUACCCCUUGCUCGAAAAAGUUGCAUAUAGAGUGGUAGUAGCAGCUCGGAAGUUAAGGCCUUAUUUUGACUCACAUCAAAUAGUGGUCUUAAUGGAUCAACCGUUGGAAAAAGUCCUCGGCAAGGUUGAAAAGUCAGGCAGACUAACAAAGUGGGCCUUCGAGCUCACUGGGUUCAGCAUAAGCUAUCAGCCGAGGGCAGCCAUUAAGGCCCAAGCCUUAGCAGGUUUCCUGGCCGAAUGUUCCUAUCAGGAAACACUCGACGAAGGGAAGGGGACUUGGACCAUAUUUACGGGUGGCUCAGCCACUGUAAAUGGUUCGGGAGCAGGGGUAGUGAUUACCUCUUCCGAAGGCAGGAACUUCGAGUAUGCACUCAAAUUUUCGUUCAAAGCUUCUAACAACGAAGCAGAAUAUGAAGCAGCAGUUGCUGGUUUAGAACUGUGCAUAGCUCUCGAAGCCGAGCAUGUCUGUUUGAAAACAGACUCUCAGCUGGUCGCUAAUCAGAUUCGGGGCGAAUAUGAGGCCAAAGAGCCCUCCAUGAUCUCUUAUCUCGCCAAGAUCAAGUCAGUCAUAGUGAAGUUGAGAACUUUUGAAAUUGAGCUGAUCCCAAGGGGUCAGAAUGCUCAAACCGGCGCACUAUCCAAACUUGUAAGUUCAACUCUCACCGAGCUGAACCGAUCAGUAUAUGUGGAAGUGCGCCGAAUCAGAAGCAUUGACCAAGAAAUUGAGGUCCAAUGCGUCGAAGCUGAACCGAGCUGGAUGGAUUCCAUCCUGGCUUAUAAGCUUCAAGGAACACUCCCUGAGGACAAGAACCUAGCCGCAAAAAUGAAAAGGGUCGGCUCAAGGUUCAUCGUCUACAAGAGGGAAUCGCUGAAAAAGUCCUUCUCAGCCCUGCUGCUGAAAUGUGUGGGCCCAACAGAUGCAGAUUACGUCCUUUGGGAAAUCCACUUCGGCAUCUACGGAAACUACAUAGGGGGAAGGACCCUGGCCCAUAAAGCACUGUGGGCAGGGUAUUACUGGACGACUAUGAUCCAAGAUGCCAAAGACCUGGUGCAGAAAUGUGAAAAAUGUCAAAAAUUUGCACCAGUUAUUCACCGGCCGUCGAGGGACCUUCAGCCGAUUAUGAAUCCGCUCCCUUUUGCUCAAUGGGGAUUGGAUAUUUUGGGACCGUUUCCUGAAGCUCCUUAUCAGAAAAAGUGGCUGAUAGUCGGAAUUGACUACUUCAGCAAAUGGAUGAAAGCCGAAGCAGCCUCAAACAUAACUGAGCAGACUGUCAGGAAAUUUAUCUGGGAGAAUAUCAUUACUCGCUUCAGCAUUCCAAAAGUGUUUAUCUUCGAUCAUGGGAGGCAAUUCGAUAAUCUGCCGCUGAGGCAGUACACAGAUUAG